UGGGUCAACCGGGAAGUGAGCGAUUUGAUCAGAAGGAAAUCUAAACAAGUCUUGUAAACAAAGUUUAACUCACUUAAAUAAAAUCAGCAUGGAUACUGGGCUGUUUAUUUUGGGAAUUUAGAUACUUAGGAGUUUUUAAAUAUCACAACACCCUGUUUAAUUCACCACGAUGCCUUCUUUAUUUGGUACAGGCAAAAAACGAGGGGGACGAUACCGUGAAAUAAAACAAAGCGGGAGUGAUAGUGAUGAAUUUUCUCUGUCGGAUGACGAAAAAGUCCUUUUCCAGAAAUCGGGAGAAAUAGAACUAAAUCUAUGUCCAGAAACGAGAAUAAAACGUGUUGAACGUGAAGAAUCGAGAUGCCGUAUUGUUCUUGUUUCUGUAACUAUUGCUGUUGUUUUGAUUUCACUGGUUGUUGUUGGUGUUUUGUUUUCAAACUUUGGAAGAGAAUCAGAAGUUCAAGUCAUAAAUCCCCAGACUUCACAACAAGAGACUAUUGACAAACAGAUUACAAUUGGGGAAGAUGGAGGAUGGACUGUUACCUAUAAAGAAAUGGCUGGCGAGGGAAGUGUGCGAUUGUUGGACGUUGAUCAUGAUGGCAUAGAUGAUAUCAUAUUUGCAAGUGCCGCUGCUCUACGUCAACCAUUCCAACAAAGCGAACAAGCUAAAACAUACGAUGUUCUACAUAAAGUUUGUAAAUCAAAAGGAGAAGACUAUCCAUGCAUGGGUAAUAUCAUAGCUGUAAGUGGUAUAAAUGGUUCACAGUUGUGGUCUUUGAAGACAAGGUCAGAGGUGUUUGCGAUGAAUUGUGAAGAUUUUGAUAUCAACAAGGACGGCAAGAAAGACUGUGUUGUGACGGGCAGAACUGGCCAGAUUUCCGCUUUUGAUCCUUACAAAGGUGAGACACUGUGGACUUGUGAAGAUGAUGAGAUGUUUGAAGCAUACUGGAACACCUAUCAUGCUGCAGCAUUACCAGACUGGGACAAUGAUAGUGUCCCUGAAGUCCUAAUUGCUAACGGCGGAGAUAUGACAAAACAACCUGAUGAUCAUAACCGAGCACCAGGACGACUGGUUGUAUUGUCGGGGGCCACUGGUAAACCAGUUAGCAAACGUUACCUGGAAAUGCCCAAUAGCAAAGAAACAUACAUGAGUCCAGUCAUGUUUACACCUGUUGAAGGUGGCGCCACCUACAUACUGAUUGGUAGCGGAGGAGAGACUGUGCCAGGUGAUUUAAUGGGAAUAUCAGUGAGAGAUUUCUGUCUCUAUGUACUUGGGGACGAUGCUGAAGUGUGUGGACCAAGUCAGGGAGAGGAAUAUACAGGGCUGGACAAGGAUAAAAAUGGCAUUUUUGUUAUUUAUAGAGGUGUUGAGAAAGGUGUAAUGGUACCACCAGUGGUUGUAGACUACAACAAUGAUAGUGUAAAAGAUAUUCUGAUGACCUCUUUUGAGGGCAUUAACAAUCUUUACAGUGGAAAAGAUCUUAGCCUCAUUUGGACAGCAAAUUUCUCCGGAAUGGAGACUUAUGGGACACCAGCCCCAGGAUAUUUCAAUGAUGAUGAGUACAUUGAUUUUAUGGUCACCUGGAACUUUGGUGUAUGGAUGGAAUAUUACAGUGUCUAUGUGUAUGUGAUCAGUGGUAAGGACGGCAGUGUUCUCUGGAACCUAGAGUCCAACUUUUUCCAGAUGAGUUCAAGUCUUAGUAUAGCCACAAGUCUUAAACAUCAUGAUGCCUUCGUGUUCAAAGUUCAAGGUCGGGACUCAAAAUUUAAAACGACAAAACAUGGACUUGUAAGAACUGAUAAAAAGGGUAGACAGCAUGUACAGGGUAGACAAAGACGUCAUGGUAAUGAAGAACCUGAUAUCAGGCAGCCGACACCUGAGUGGCGACGUAAGAAGUUUUACAGUGGUUUUAAUUGUGAUGAUGAUUUAUCAACAUACAAAGGAGAGGUGUUCAUUGUAGACAGGGACUCUAUACAGAGUCCUUAUAGAAUUCUUGAGAUCCCUACCAAGAAGCAUACUUACGAUGCUGCCCUAACAUGUAGCAGUAAGCCACCUUCUGGGCAUAGUGCUCCAUUCAAGCAUGAAGGAAAUCCGGAUAAUCAGGGUAACAACCAUCCUGCUCAAGAUGGUGAGUGGCAGGAAAAUUCUGAAGAAAUUGACAAUGUUGAUGACCACAAUGAUGACCAUAUCAAUAACAAUAUGGAUAAUAAUAAUGAUAAUAUUGAUGAUAUCAAUGAUAAUAUGAAUGAUAAUAAGGAUGAUGAUAAUGAUUUUAUUGAUGAUGAAAUGGAUGAUGAUGAUAAUGAUAAUAUUGAUGAUAAAAUGGAUGAUGAUAAUAAUGACAAUAUUGAUGAUAAUGCAGAAGAUGAUUUUUAUGAUAAUAAAGACAUCUCUGAGACGGACAAUAUGUAUGACACUACUGGCGAUAAUGCUAACACAGAAUUUAGUACUACAGAAAAGUAUGUAGAUUCUGCUCACGAGUCUGACGACAAAUCUAUAGAUACUGACUCUGAAGAUAAUAUACCAGGUAGAGAAAGUGGCUCACAUAGACCUAGGAGAGAGGAGAAGAAAGGGAAGAAGACAAUGUGCAGUGUUGAAGAUCCAGACAGCAUGAGCUCAGGUAUUAUUGGUGAUGUAGAUGGCGAUGGUAACCUUGAUUAUAUCAGUAUAACCUCAGCAAUCACCAUGAUGUACGAUGCCGAGUACUGUCCGCAGGCAAUGUCUGCUGAGCUUACUGUACAGAAAGUGAAUCUAGAAAAAGGGUUGCUUGGUAACAUCUUCCAUCAGGUCCCUGUGAAAGCUACAACUUCAAUGAAUAAUGCUGAUGUAAAAGCUUCGGCACUGCAUGAGAAAACAUUUCUUCCAAUGAUUAAACAAAGAUGGACUCAGUAUUUCGGAACAAGUGACAAAAACGUGUAUAAAUAGAUUGUACACUGUGCAAAGAUCAUUGAAGAUGAAUAUCACCAAGACAGAUUUUCUUCUUGAAUUGUUAUCAUGCUUACGAAAGCAGAGAGUUUGUUUGUGUGUGUCGCACAAUUUUAUGUGAUAAAAUACAGAUAUCUUUUACUUUUAUAUUAAACACUUAUUAUUCCGCCUUUAGCUAGUCUUGAACUAUCUUUUCUUAUUCUAAAUUAUUGUGAAGUUAAGGUUACAUAAUGUGAUAGUAUUGUAUUAGACUUAUAAGCUUGAAAGAUAUUUUUGCCAAAUAGUAAUUCUUUUGUAUGUUCUUAUAUUUCAUUUAUUUGAAGUUUUGUGCCAUUUUUUAUUUAUGCUUCAUUGUUUAAAAGUUAUCUUUUUACAUGUGUUAUUUUUUGUGAUAUAAGAUAUUACAAUAAUGCAGAUCCAAUUUGUGUACAAUGUAUAAGAGAUUUUAUUCAGAAACGUAUUAUCCAGUGUAUAUUUUCAAGAGGUACAUUGUAUAAUUAAAGAAGUAUAGAUCUACUAUGUGUAAAUGAGAAAAUAUU
Messenger RNA from Ruditapes philippinarum (Manila clam), 3462 nucleotides. RefSeq lists its product as uncharacterized. Gene Ontology annotation, molecular function: protein binding. NCBI's taxonomy places the organism in Eukaryota, Metazoa, Mollusca, Bivalvia, Venerida, Veneridae. The transcript is spliced from 14 exons. Bases 170 to 2923 code for a protein of 917 amino acids. The record is from RefSeq and is a predicted model, not a curated record.